UUUCUUUUUUGAAUCCGUUUUUGUUUAGAGAUUGAUUUUCAUUUGUUUGUUUUUUUUUAUUCUUAUCUUUUAUCAUUUUGAUGUGGUUUUUUUUUCGUAUUAAUUAAGUAAUUAUGAAGUUAAGAAAACGAGAAAGAAACGUCAAUCCAGCUUCAUCCACAGUCAAUUGUUCAUCAAUUGGUCCAUCGUGUUCAUCUUCAUCUUCAUCAUCAACAGCUUCAACCUCUCUUACUGGUAACACUUGCAACCGGGCGGGAAAAAGGGUAACUGCCAUUCGUGGUAGAUCAAAGGCCGUGAAGAAAAUUUUAAAAGAGAAAAAUGUUCCUACUCAGGUUGAUAAAGUUACUGAUAAAUCGAUUGAUAUUGAUAAGAUGGCCGAUGUUUUCCAAAAAUGUCAACAUCUACAGUAUCAUGAUGAGUGUAUAAAAAAAUUGCGGGAAUUGUAUCAUUCUACCAGUCAUGAGGAUUUUUGUGAAAAGUUUAGACAUUUCUUGCGAAUUAUCUUGCGAAGUGAUGCUAAGAGUCCUUUUACCAAAAAUUGUCUUGUAUUUAUACCAAAAUUGAUCAACACCUUGGACAAUGAAAAAAGAGGAAUUGAACUUAAAGAGGAUGAAACUAUGGAUGAACUUGCAGAAUCUAUUUUCGGUGAAGAAAUUUUCACCGAAGCUCAUUCGAGUAAAGCUUGUGUUCUAGAUUACACCAUGUCCGAGAUUCUUAUGAAGGAAAUAUUUUGUAACGAUACAACUGUCCGAAAAAAUGUCUGUCUUUUAGUUAGUAGACUUCUUCGUAGUACCAAGGAUAUUGAUGACAAGAUUUACAAGGAAUUACAAGAUGCAUUACUUAGUCUUGCUGGUGAUCGAAAUUAUCUUGUUCGAGCUCUGGCCGCUUUCACAUUGAUACUAUUUCAAGAUGCAAGUAAACCCGAUUGUCCUGUUGUGAAUGCAUUCAAAUUCCAUAUCGGAAUGGAUCCCGCUUUUCAAGUUAGAAUUGCUUCUCUCAAAUCGGUCCUAGUAACUCCUGAGACUCUUCAUUUCAUUAAAAAGAUUCGAGAUGUUAAAGCUGUAGUAAGGAAAACAGCCUUCACCAAGAUCGCCGAACAUGUACCAUUGAAACUUCUCUCUACCGAACAACGACUUCUAAUUCUUAAAGAAGGUCUAAACGAUAGACAUCCAAAUGUUCGUAAAGUGGUGGAAGAUAAUGUACUUACAUCUUGGCUUAAAAAUUGUGACGGUGAUUUGGUUAAACUUAUGACCGAAAUAGAUGUGAAAAAUGAACCUAAAUUGACCAAAAAAGUUUUGGAUAUAUUUUUCGGUCAUUUUAUCGAAACAAGUGAUGAGCAAUUUGGAACAAGAUUCCAUAGUGUUGCUCAUAAUUUCCGUGAAUCUUAUCUUGAUGACGAAAAACUACUCAAAGAAGAGCAUCAAACACCGGAAAAAGUUUUCACUUGGCAGUGUUUAAAUACUUUCAUUAAGAAAAAUGAAGAUGAAUUUAUAAGACGAGCAGAUAAAAAUUUCGCAUCAAAACCAAUUGAUCAGCAUAACAAUUCAACUCUAACAGGCAACACUAAAUUAGAUGAAGCAGAAACUGCAGUCGACGAUUGGGCUGAUAGAACAUUAAAUGAAGACUCUAAUCAAGCCAAAGAUGAUUCUCACAUCGCUGAUUACCUAUUCCCAGAACUACCACAUAUUUGUCAAUAUUUACAAAAGUUUGUCGAUUCUAUUGAUUCUUCCGAUAAAUCAACUGAUGAAGAACUUAUUGACAAAGAAUUUGUUUACAAUCAGUUGGUUUCGAUUCUUCUUUUGUACGAUGUUUGUGACGAAGCUCAACAAAAUUACAUCUUAGAUAUGAUUCGUACAAUAAUCUUUUCACCAAACCUUCAUCUUGAUUUUCGUGAUAGUAUUUCACCUAUCAUGAAGUUUAUUGCUCGUCGAAUUUUCAAAGAUCCAAAUCAUCUUAUCGAAUUCACCGCAGAAUGUACCAGUAAGGUUUACAAUAUUGCCGCAGAAAUAAGUGUUGAAGAAACUAUCAUGAAAUCUAAAACUCCCGAACCAAGUGGCUCAGUUGAACCAACAUUCGAUGCCGAUUAUGCUCGUCUCACAAUGGAAAUAGAGGAAUACAGAGAUCAACUUGAUAAAGCAAUCGCUGAACAAGAUUUCAUGACAGCUCAAAAUAUGAAAAAUAAAUUGGAUGAAUUGGCCAACCAACGUGAAAGAUAUCAAAAUAUUCGAUUACAACAGAAAUCAACUCAAUCACAACAAAUUCCACCAAGUCAAGUUCCACCGACAGAACCAUUUAACCUAAAUGAUCACCCGGAAACAUUACUUAAAUGUUUACAAAUAUUUGUUGGAGCUUUGGAACAUGGUAAAUUUGAAACAGCGAAUACUCUAAUUUUCAGUCAUAUCGAUCAAAUUGUUCUACCAAGUGUAUUAAAUAUAGAUGGACGUACUCGAACAAUCGCUGUUAAAGCACUUGGACUUUCAUGUCUUCUAAGUGACUCUUUAUUCCGUCAACACUGUAAUCUUAUCUUACAAGUUCUUAAAUACGACUCUGAGAUUAUGACUCGAGUGAUCGCCUUACAUAGUAUCUUUGAUUGUAUCUGUAAACAUGGAAUUGAACCUUUACUUAGAAAGACGAAAACAACUACCGAAGAGAGAAGAUCAUCAAGAAUGAGAAUCGAGGAGGAUAUCGCCAAUCUUACUCUUCAAGGUGGUGAUCCUGAACUACUCGAACUAUCACAAAUGGGAAGUAUCGGUGAUGCAGAAACUCAAGCUGAGAUUCAUCGUUCAAUGAUGGAAGAAGACGAUGAAAAUGAUGAGGAAGAUGAGGAAACUGAUGCUGAGACAACGAUAAUGGAUCGAGAGAGAAGUCGUCGUUUUGAAACUUUAAAUAGUAACUCUGAACAAGAGAUGAUCAAUUCAUUGGUUAAACUUUUCACUGAGACUCUUUUCAAUAAUGGAGUUGAUGAAAUGGAAACAGCAGCAUUUGAAGGUUUCGCCAAAUUAAUGAUCCUCGGUGUUAUCUAUUCUCCAUCGUUACUUUCUCGAUUCAUAAUUACUUGGUAUUUACCCGAGACAAAGCCCAGAAUUUUACAAUUUCUUGGUGUUUUCUUACCAAUUUAUGUUGGCUCUGAAAGCAAAUAUGUUCGGGAAGAUGAUCACAUCACAGUGACUGGUCAAACUUGUCUAGUUGAUUGUUUUAUCGACACUUUGGAAGUGCUUUUCGAAGCCAAAUAUUGCCUGGAUAAAGAUCCUAAAGAUUUACGGUUAUUCCAAUAUUUACCAAAACUUGAUAAAAAUUGUCAAUAUCGACAAAUUGAUUUGAAAAAUGUAACCAGUUUCAUGCUUAAUUUGAUCAAACCAAGUCACCAUAAGCAUCUACUUAGUAAUCUGAUUCACAAAAUGUAUUCUAUUGUGAUCAGUAAUGAUCAAGAAUUUAAAUUUUAUGAAGAUUUUCUGAUUGAAUAUCUUCUCAAGGCUUGUCUACGCUUAUCCCUGGAUGAUAUUGAUGAUACAGUUUUCAACGAAUUACGUCCAGUUAUGAUUAAGUUAGCUGUUAAAGUUAAAUCUCGAAUGGAGGGAAUGAGAGCUUUAAGCCGAAAGAAGGCCGAAAAGUUUAUUCGAUCUUUCCUAAUGUUUUAUAAAUCAUUUGGUCGAGGUGAACUCAAUGCAUCCCUUUCACAUGCUUCAGGUGAAUUGGGUGAUGAUACCGAAGGAACUGGUGAAUUGGAUGAACUUGAACAAAUGGAAGAAGAUUUGAAUCUUGAUCCAUUAGGAUCAAUGCCAGAAUUAAGUGAUGAUGAUUCAAAGGAAACCGAUGGAAAAGAUAAAGGUGAUGAUGAAGAUGAAGAAGAAAAUGGAGGUGAUGAUGAUGAAAUCGCUGAUGGAAUUGAUUCACUUUCAGAUGUAUCUGAAACUCUCCGAUGGUCAGACAUUGAAGAAAAUGAAACCUAAUCAAUUGAUACACUUUCCACUUUUUAUUUGCAAAUCAUGACAAUUUACCAUCAUCAACAUCAUUUAAUCAAUUACAAUUUACCAUCAAGAAUAAUGAUCUAGUUAUCAAUUAUAUUAUCAUUAUCAAAACUGUUAAAACUUUUCAUUCAUUAUCAAACUAUUAUUUCCCUCCCUCAUGCUUACAUCAUAUUAUUUUCAAUCAAGUUGUCUAUAUUUUUAGAAGUCCAUUGUAACUAUUCAUCAAACAAUCAGUUAAUUGUAUAACCUGAUCAUCUUAGUAUCAAUUGCGAUUAAAUUGUAUCAAAGUGUCGCCAUCUUGAA
Molecule: messenger RNA, 4271 nt
Organism: Panonychus citri (citrus red mite)
Lineage: Eukaryota; Metazoa; Arthropoda; Arachnida; Trombidiformes; Tetranychidae
Gene: Cap-G
Product: condensin complex subunit 3-like
Biological process (GO): mitotic chromosome condensation
Cellular component (GO): condensin complex; condensed chromosome; cytoplasm
Source: RefSeq, a predicted model, not a curated record